Messenger RNA from Hyaena hyaena (striped hyena), 1341 nucleotides. Its product is annotated as olfactory receptor 6C74-like. NCBI's taxonomy places the organism in Eukaryota, Metazoa, Chordata, Mammalia, Carnivora, Hyaenidae. Gene Ontology annotation, molecular function: olfactory receptor activity; G protein-coupled receptor activity. The record is from RefSeq and is a predicted model, not a curated record. The coding region runs from base 1 to 1341 and encodes 446 amino acids. Gene Ontology annotation, biological process: G protein-coupled receptor signaling pathway. Gene Ontology annotation, cellular component: membrane. The transcript has 3 exons.
AUGGAGAUAAACAUGGAGGUGAGGAAUGAGACAACAAUCCAAGAAUUUGUUCUGGAAGGGUUUCCUGCCAUCCAGUACCUGGGGAACAUUUUCUUCCUGAUGCAUCUGCUGGCAUACCUGGCCUCUGUCACAGGAAAUAUGGUGAUCAUUAUCAUCACUUGGGUGGACCAUCACCUCCAGACACCAAUGUAUAUUUUACUCAGCACUUUCUCCUUCUCUGAAUGCUGUUUUAUCACCACAGUUAUUCCUAAACUGCUGUCCAUCUUUCUUUCAGGAAGACAAAAAAUGUCUUUUACAUCUUGUCUAAUACAAGCCUUUUCUUUUCUGUUUUUUGGGUCAAUAAUUUUCUUCAUUAUGGCUGUGAUGUCCUUGGAUCGAUACCUGGCCAUUUGCAAACCUCUCCACUACCCGGCCAUCAUGAACCUGAGGGUCAGUUUCCUUCUGGUUUUCUUCUGCAGUGCUUUGUCCUUCAUCUUCAUCACUGGCUUGGUGCUCAAGGUUUCCCAGUUAUCCUUCUGUGGCCCCAAUGUCAUCUCUCAUUUCUUUUGUGACCUCGGCUCCCUAAUUCAUCUCUCUUGUUCUGACACCAGGUCUGUUGAAAUAUAUAUCUUCUUCCUUGCUUUACUUGUCAUUCUGAUAUCUCUCAUUUUAACCAUCAUUGCAUACAGCAACAUAGUAUUCACAAUUGUGCGACUUCCAUCAGCCAAGGAGCGACAGAAAGCUUUCUCCACCUGCUCCUCUCACCUCUUUGUCCUCUGUCUGAUGUACGGCAGCUCUGUCUUUAUAUAUGUGAAACCAAAGCAAACAAAUAGGCUGGACUCCAACAGGGAGGCUGCCCUUGUGAACACAGUGGUGACCCCCCUGCUGAACCCUGUCAUCUACACUCUGCGGAACAAGCAGGUCCACCAGGCUCUGAGGGAUGCUCUAUCCAGGGUGAGGUUGCAGAAACAGAGCUUUGGAAGGGACCGUGAUGAUUUGUGGACUUACUGGGGACAAACGGAACAGAAGCAGAAGCUCCUUCAGGCUGUGCCACUCGGGGGUGAGCAGUUUGGUUUCACAAGCAACACUUCAGGGGAUCUGGCCCACAGUGGGUUAAGGACAGCAGUGAUGAUGUUGUGGAAAGAGAUGCCCAUGGAAAUGGGGAAUGGGACCACUGUGCAGGAAUUCACCUUGGAGGGAUUCCCUGCCUUCCAACACCUGGGAAAAGUCCUCUUCCUGGUGCACCUGCUGGCAUACCUGGCAUCCAUUGCAGGCAAUGCUCUCAUAGUGACCAUCACCUGUGCCGACUCCUGGUUCCAGACACCUAUGUACUUUUUUCUUCAGCAUUUUCUCCUUCUUUGA